Messenger RNA from Seminavis robusta, 1383 nucleotides. NCBI's taxonomy places the organism in Eukaryota, Bacillariophyta, Bacillariophyceae, Naviculales, Naviculaceae. The record is from the annotation of a GenBank genome assembly.
AUGAAAGACAGCUCGAAUGACCAUGAGCAGUUCCCAGCUUUCCCGUUCUUGAGCAGCAACCAACACUUGGACGAGACGAACUUUGGCAAGCCUUGGUCAGACAACCCCUUCUCUCCUUUUGCAGCACCAUCCAAAGGCGCAUCAGCAACCGACCUAGACAGCCACGACGGCACGGCAGCCACAGUUUCCACUUCCGGCAGCCACACAACCACCGAAGGUGAGACGACUUCCUUGGGUUGUUCGUCUUCCAAGAACAACCACCACAGCGGUAGCAGUCGUCCACGUCGCAAUCACAACAACAACAGAAAAGGCAAUAUGGGUCUCGGCGAUAAUGGCGUCGAUUCGGAUUUCUUGGGCAGUUUGGACGAAGCCUUUGCCAAAGGACCCUCCAAACCGAGCAACAGCAAGACCGCUACCACACCCACCAGCUCGCGUCGGACUCGUGGCAGUAGUCCUCAUGGUGACAAGAGCGUGACGAGUCAUGGCUCCCAAGAACGUCGUCAUACCACUAGUAGUAAUGCCCCCGUUCGUGGAUUGGCCCGACAGCGAUCUCAAAAAAGGGCUUCGAUUGCCGCGGCAGUAUCGUUAAUGGCUGUUGGCGGCGCGGACAAGGCAAGCGACAUCGCGGAUCGACGAAUUCCCAGGCGGAGCAAAACGCACGAAGACCGUCUCCAAGCCGCGGCCAAAAUGGGUGACCUCAAUACAGGGAUCAGUCUGGGCGGGCACGCAGCAGCCGACAAUUCUCAUACAGAACCACGACCACGACGAGGAUCUCGCAACAAUAAUAAUAGUAAGCGUCAAGAAGAAAUGUUUUAUGAUGAUGAGAUCCAUUCCGACGAGGACAAUGAGAGUUACGAAGCGUACGAUCGAAAAGAGGACCGCAGGGAAAAACGAGGAGGUGGAAGACGACACACCAAGGGACGCAGUGAUAGCGAUGUGGAUCUGGGUUAUGGCGAAACGCAUCAACACCAUCAAUCAGGAGGAGGAGGAAGAAGACAAAAUCGCCGACAAAGCAGCGAUAACGACCCUUACAUGGGAGGAGAAGGCCCGCAAACACCAGGUGGAAGGAGAAACCGCCGGAAUACUGAUUCAGAUGUUGAGCUCGAAUAUGGCGAUACACGCGAACCCGCACGUCGUCCUCGGUUGACGGGCAAAGGAGCGAGUAAAUCGUUCGACGAGUCCGUGGGAAAUUUGAGAGCCAGGCGUCGUCGUGCGUCGGUAAUGGGCGCGAAUGCUCCUUCGGAACACACGGAAAAGACAGACGCGACCGGUUACAGGGCGCGGGCAGGUAGGCGCAGAGCAUCCGUUAUGGGUGACGGGGGCGGUGGCGGAGGGGAGUGGCCAGAGGCGAGCCACCGGCACGAGGUGUUCGAGAAAAUUUGA